GCGAGACGCCAUGAAGCUCAACGUGGACGGGCUGCUGGUCUACUUCCCGUACGACUACAUCUACCCGGAGCAGUUCUCCUACAUGCUGGAGCUCAAGCGCACGCUGGACGCCAAGGGUCAUGGAGUCCUGGAAAUGCCCUCAGGCACUGGGAAGACAGUGUCCCUGCUGGCCCUGAUAGUGGCCUACCAGAGGGCUUUUCCGCUGGAGGUGACCAAACUUAUCUACUGCUCUCGGACCGUACCUGAGAUUGAGAAGGUCAUAGAAGAGCUUCGCAAGCUGCUCAGCUACUAUGAGCAGCAGGAGGGCGAGAAGCUGCCGUUCUUAGGACUAGCGCUGAGCUCAAGAAAGAACCUGUGCAUUCAUCCCGAGGUGACACCACUGCGCUUUGGGAAGGAUGUGGAUGGCAAGUGCCACAGCCUCACGGCCUCAUACGUGCGGGCCCAGUACCAGCAGGACGCCAGCCUGCCUCACUGCCGUUUCUAUGAGGAAUUUGACACCCAUGGACGCCAGGUGCCCCUCCCUGCAGGCAUCUACAACCUGGAUGACCUGAAGGCCGUGGGGCAGCGGCAGGGCUGGUGCCCCUACUUCCUGGCUCGAUACUCGAUCCUGCAUGCCAACGUGGUGGUUUACAGCUACCACUAUCUCCUGGACCCCAAGAUCGCAGACCUGGUGUCCAAAGAGCUGGCCCGCAAGGCUGUUGUGGUCUUCGACGAAGCCCACAACAUUGACAAUGUGUGCAUCGACUCCAUGAGUGUCAACCUCACCCGCAGGACUCUGGACCGCUGCCAGAGCAACUUGGACACCCUGCAGAAGACUGUGCUCAGGAUCAAGGAGACGGAUGAGCAGCGGCUGCGGGACGAGUACCGGCGCCUGGUAGAGGGGCUGCGGGAGGCCAGUGCGGCACGGGAGACGGAUGCCCACCUGGCAAACCCUGUGCUGCCCGACGAGGUGCUGCAAGAGGCCGUGCCAGGCUCCAUCCGCACAGCCGAGCACUUCCUGGGUUUCCUGCGGCGGCUGCUGGAGUACGUCAAGUGGCGGCUGCGCGUGCAGCAUGUGGUGCAGGAGAGCCCGCCUGCCUUCCUCAGCGGCCUGGCCCAGCGCGUGUGCAUCCAGCGCAAGCCCCUCAGGUUCUGUGCUGAGCGCCUGCGUUCCCUGCUGCACACCUUGGAGAUCGCGGACCUGGCGGACUUCUCCCCGCUCACACUCCUUGCUAACUUUGCCACUCUCGUCAGCACUUACGCCAAGGGGUUCACCAUUAUCAUCGAGCCCUUCGACGACAGGACCCCCACCAUCGCCAACCCCAUCCUGCACUUCAGUUGUAUGGACGCCUCCUUGGCCAUCAAGCCUGUGUUUGAACGCUUCCAAUCUGUCAUCAUCACCUCUGGGACAUUGUCCCCCCUGGACAUCUACCCCAAGAUCCUGGACUUCCACCCCGUCACAAUGGCAACCUUCACCAUGACGCUGGCCCGAGUUUGCCUCUGCCCAAUGAUCAUCGGCCGUGGUAAUGACCAGGUGGCCAUCAGCUCCAAAUUUGAGACCAGGGAAGAUAUUGCUGUAAUCCGAAACUAUGGCAACCUCCUGCUGGAGAUGUCUGCUGUGGUCCCCGACGGCAUUGUGGCCUUCUUUACCAGCUACCAAUACAUGGAAAGCACUGUGGCCUCCUGGUAUGAGCAGGGCAUCCUUGAGAACAUCCAGAGAAACAAGCUGCUCUUCAUUGAGACCCAGGACGGGGCAGAGACCAGCGUGGCCCUGGAGAAGUACCAAGAGGCGUGUGAAAAUGGCCGGGGGGCCAUUCUGCUCUCGGUGGCUCGGGGCAAAGUGUCAGAAGGGAUUGACUUUGUGCACCACUAUGGACGGGCUGUGAUCAUGUUCGGGGUCCCCUAUGUCUACACCCAGAGCCGAAUUCUCAAGGCCCGGCUGGAGUACCUGCGGGACCAGUUCCAGAUCCGAGAGAAUGACUUCCUCACCUUUGACGCCAUGCGCCAUGCAGCCCAGUGUGUGGGCCGCGCCAUCAGGGGCAAGACGGACUACGGUCUCAUGGUCUUCGCUGACAAGCGCUUCGCACGGGCUGACAAACGGGGGAAGCUGCCUCGGUGGAUCCAGGAGCACCUGACUGACUCCAACCUCAACCUGACUGUGGACGAGGGCGUGCAGGUUGCCAAGUACUUCCUGCGGCAGAUGGCGCAGCCCUUCCACCGGGAAGAUCAGCUGGGGCUGUCACUGCUCAGCCUGGAGCAGCUGCAGUCAGAGGAGACGCUGCGGCGGGUUGAGCAGAUCGCACAGCAGCUCUGAACACAGACUGGUGACAUCG
This is a messenger RNA of Phodopus roborovskii (desert hamster), 2312 nucleotides long. RefSeq names its product ERCC excision repair 2, TFIIH core complex helicase subunit (gene Ercc2). The transcript has 23 exons. Bases 11 to 2293 code for a protein of 760 amino acids. Lineage: Eukaryota; Metazoa; Chordata; Mammalia; Rodentia; Cricetidae. Gene Ontology annotation, cellular component: nucleus. The record is from RefSeq and is a predicted model, not a curated record. Gene Ontology annotation, biological process: positive regulation of mitotic recombination; transcription by RNA polymerase II; nucleotide-excision repair. Gene Ontology annotation, molecular function: DNA helicase activity; hydrolase activity, acting on acid anhydrides, in phosphorus-containing anhydrides; ATP binding.